Conger conger (European conger) is the source of this 3759-nucleotide messenger RNA. RefSeq names its product transmembrane protein 42-like. The transcript is spliced from 3 exons. NCBI's taxonomy places the organism in Eukaryota, Metazoa, Chordata, Actinopteri, Anguilliformes, Congridae. The record is from RefSeq and is a predicted model, not a curated record. The coding region runs from base 131 to 601 and encodes 156 amino acids.
GUGUAUGUGCCAAGCGGCUAUAGCAAUGGGAUUUAGGUAGGAAGUACAUCUUACACACAUACAACACAGAGAUGUGACGGAUUUGGAUUUAUUAGUUAGCUAAUUGUUUUGCCUUCGUACUACUUAGAAGAUGUUCCCCGGUGUUUUCUAUGCACUCCUGGCGGGUUUCCUCGGUGCCGUCGCAUCUUCAUCAGCAAAACUGUCUCUCGGAGCCGAUUACCUUAAAGGGGUGUGUGAGACGGGGCUGAAAACAUGGGGAGGAGAGGAGAGAAAAUUUAGACAAGCCGACGAAACUACAGCUUGCGACUGGCUGCACAUUCCCCUGCGGCUGCUCUGUGGAGGGAUGCUGUUUACCUGUAAUGCUGUGAUGUGGACCUUCUUUGCCAAAGCACUCAGGUACUCCUCCUCUUCUGCCAGAGCCACUGUGACCACCACCGCCUCAAACUUCAUAUCCUCAGCAUUCUUGGGGCAGCUCAUAUUCGGAGAGACCCAUGCUGUGCUGUGGUGGGUGGGUAUCUCUCUGACCCUCUCUGGGCUCCUGGUGCUGCACAAAUCAGCACCACGUGAUGCCCAGCCAACCAUAGCGAAGAAGGAUGAGUGAGGGCCCGCCAGGUGGCCUAACACAGCAACCGAUUACACGGCACACUGACCACUCCUACAGAUAGAGGGGUUUCCACAGUGACACUGAUAUCACAACAGCAUCGAGGACACAACAAGGCCAAAAUGUCCCUGAAACAUAUCACCGUACCCAGAAGACUUCCUCCUCCUGAGAUUUUAAGAGUGAGAGUGGAACAGAUGCUUUACGUGACGUUUUGGCAAUGUUACAACCUGAUGCUUGUACAUGACAUCAUUCACCAUGGAAGUGCUGUACUUUUGGUCCUUUCCUCAUGUAACUCAAGAGUAAAAAAAAAAAAAAAUGAAUCAUGGUAAAAAAUCUAUUUUUUAACCCUGCCAAUGUGGCAUCGUUGAUCAACAGAAGCGAGAAGUAAGAUGGGCUUCCUGUGUAGCAGGUCCACUGUCUUCUGUCUGCUGCAGUUCUCUUACAGAGCAUUCUCAUUCCAGCAUUCCUGUGAUGUACAUGUAGAUUACCAGCGACAUCUCAUGCACUGCUGCUAAGCUGGGCCAGAGAAUCCAGCCCAAAGUGCCCCACAUCUGUGUAUGUAAAGCAUUCUGUUUACAACCGCAAGAGAUUGCGUUCACAGAAUGGAGAGCUGCAGUGAAUAACUGUGAUAUUCACUAAGUGCAUAAUAUUCAUUAGUAAUGGAUCGUAGCCCCCUAGUUGUCAUCCGUGACACUCAAAGGCUCAAAACAAAGUCAAGCGAUGGGGAUUAGGGUGAUGCAUUUAGACCUGCAUCCCUCUGCGGCAGCGUGCUGAAGUGUGCUGAAAUGUUGCACACUUGUUGCACACUUGUUGCUAACAUGCUCAGUAUGUGCUUGGAUGCCACAUAUUCAAGACUGCUCUCUGCUCUUUGACCCCUGUUUGGUUUUCAGCUUGGUUUCUAUUUAUCAUGUUACUGCACUAUGGAGUAAUGUUAAACGUCCUGUCUGUCAACAAACAUCACAGGCACAAUAUCAGUGGAAUAAUUUACUUUUAAUAAACUACUGUAUAUCAAAUAUUUUUGAAAUUUUGUUAACAUAUAAUUAAAGAUAUAGUUUCAAAAAAUUACAUUAUUCCACUGAUAUUGUGUCUGUUUUGUUUUGUUUUUCUCAUCUCAUUGCAACUUCUUGUCUAUGGACCAGGUUCAACAAACAUUGCUGGCAUGUUCAAUCAUUUUAUUUUAUUAAACUAGAUCUUAACAAAAUAUAAAAUAUAUUUUGGCAUAUGUACGUGUAUGUAUGGUAAUAAUAAAAAAUACCAUACAUACACGUACAUGUGCUAAAUACUGCAAACGUCUGAAAGGGAUACAACAUAUUUUAUACAGCUCUUUCUUGUGAUCUGUUCUAACAUUUCCACUCCCACUGAGUUCUGGACCUCAGAAUCUCUGCAAAGACUAUAUUAUAAUAAUUACACAUGAAAUGUAUCAAUAUCAAUCAAUCAAAUUUCAUUAAGUCUUGCAAAUGCACAUAUUGACAAUAAUACUUUUAAAAAAGGAUUAAAAUAUGCUUAAAUGUAGUUUUUGUAGUAUGAUGAGGGGAAGCAUCCUGUGGUAGUAAGCAGAAGGUUUGGUUGCAGUGGACUGUUUCAAAGGGACCAAAUUCUUAGUUUUGGGUUGAGGAGGUCAGGGGUAGGUCACCUGACUGGGAGAAGAGGUGACAUCAUCAGUCCCUUGUAUGUCUCAUGCAUGCUGGGGACCCUACACUAACUAUCCCAGAACACUGUGAGGGGUUGGGUGGGGAUUGAACUGCACACAUGAUUGUACAAUGGGGUUAAAAUUCAUGUGAUGAUUGCAUAUUGCAUUCUUUUUGAUACAUACGUAUAUAUGCAUGCAAUAAGAAAUGUACCUUCCAUCCAUGUGUAGCUCUCCAGACACAGCCUUUGUUUCAUUGAUUGGCAGUGAUUCCUGUCCUUUUGGGCUUGGGCUAAGACCCACCUUGCACAGUAGAUCAUUCUGGGACACUGCUGGUCUUUGACAUUCACUGUAUAUCUUGAGGUGUGUUCACAAAAGUCAGAUUUUCAGCUUGGCUCUAUGCAGACAACCCUCCUCCCUCCAGCAAAUCCUCUUACAGAAAAUAUUUCUAGAAUAUAGUUUCCCCCUCAAUUCUUUGAGGACAUGUUGUCAAACAAGAGAUCCCCUCUGAAACAAAAGUUUAUGGUCAUUAAUAUGAGACCUUGUUUAAAUGACCAUGAUCCUGCACCUAGAGACAAUGCUCUGUAUUAUCAGACCAACUUCUGUAGGAUAAAACUAAGCUGUAUCUUCAAAUCACUUUCCUUUUCGAUGACUGAACUGUAUCUUCUAAUCUCUUUCCUGUUGGAUGAGACUGCACUGUAUCCUCAACCCAAUUUCCUGUAGGAUAAAACUGAACCGUAUCCCCAAACAAGCUUACUGUUGGACAGACCUCUGUUGUUUCCUCUUUGUGCAUCCAGUCAUGCUUGAAGAUGAGCUGUACCAUAUCCUGUGAAUUUUCUACAAAGAGGAAACUGAAUAAACCCGUAUUUAUUCAAAUAGUGAUGUGGUAGAUAAUUGGCUCCCUGUAUGUGUAUUUUCUGUGUUUUUAAUGUCAAAUGAGGUUCAAUAUUAGUCUUCCAAAAUUUGAAUGUGGAUUAGCAGCAGCAGGAGUGUCAUCGGUACACAAUGAGUGAUGGGCUGUUUGCUCAGAACUUAGCAUGGCACUUGAAAGUGCUUCUGCGUGCAGAGGUUCAGAUCCACCUACCAUCUCCAAUGAAGACCUUUAUUCUGUGCACUGUUUCACCUGUCUGCCAGGGCUGCUGCUGGGCCCGGGAAACCAAUGAUGACAAGGGUCCCAUUACAGCAGAGCCUGAAUAAGAGCAUUACUCAUCUUUGAACUGAAAUCACCACCUCGUUACGUUUGAACUAGCCCCUUUAAAUAUUGGCACUUAGACAUGUACAACUAUAGAUAUGUGCAUUUACGUGUUGGUUUUUGAGAAGAACAUGUUAUGUGCAAUGUUGGGGAAAAAUGCAGCAGAUUCCAGAUUUUUUAUCUACCUGGAGCUGAGCCACAUACAAUCUGUUGUUUCUGUAAAUUUGAGAAGGGUGGGGUGGGGUUUUAUAGGUGUGUCUGAAGUUACCUACUAAGCUGAUUAUAUAUGUAUUAGGUGCUUUUCUUCAUAUGCCAAUAAAGGAAUCCAAAUCAAACAAA